UUCUCACAGCCAAAUCUAAAGCAAGAUACACUGCUUUUAAUCAAGAAAUGGCUUCAACCCUUACUACAAAACUUUCUUAUUUCCUGUUGAUGUUUUUGUUGAUGAUGACAUGGUCAUUUCAAGCCAUGUCCCGCAAACUAGACGAAGAAACCAUCGUUCAGAAACACAAGUUGUGGCAGACUCAGCACGGACGUGCUUAUGUGAAUGAAGCAGAAGAGGAGAAACGUUUUAAGAUAUUCAAGGACAACCUUGAAUACAUCGAACACUUCAACUCCUUAGGGAACCAAACCUACGAGUUAGGCCUCAAUCAAUUUUCAGACUUAACUAAUGAAGAAUUUGUAGCCUUAUACACUGGAUAUAAGGAGCCUCCCUUUACAGGGUCUUCAGAGAAAGAGAUAGGUUUUCUGUACGAGAACCUGACAGAAGUCCCAUCUAGCAUGGACUGGAUAGGAGCAGGAGCCGUCACAAGUAUUAAAGAUCAGGGUAUUUGUGGUUCUUGCUGGGCAUUUUCCACUGUUGCUGCGGUGGAAGGGAUCAACCAGAUUACGACAGGUAACUUGAUCUCACUGUCUGAACAACAGCUGGUGGAUUGUGUUCAUAGCAAUAAAGGCUGUCGUGGCGGUUGGAUGGACAAUGCAUUUCACUACAUUAUACAAAAUUCAGGUAUUACUACUGAAGAAAAUUACCCUUACAAGGGGAAGGAUAAAAAAUGUCAUUUUAAGAAGGGAGCGAUGUCAACUGUCACAAUCCAUGGCUAUGCAGAUGUUCCUGCAAACAAUGAGAAGGCGCUGCUAAAGGCUGUAAGCAAGCAACCUGUCUCAGUUGCACUCGACUCUUCAGGCUUUCAGCUCUACUCAAAAGGAAUUUUUAGUGGAAAAUGUAGGACUCGUCUAAAUCAUGCUGUUACCAUAGUAGGGUACGGGACAAGUGAAUAUGGUACUAAAUACUGGCUGGCGAAGAACUCAUGGGGCAAAGACUGGGGUGAGAAAGGUUACAUAAGGAUCAAAAGAGAGGUUGAUGCGCCGGAGGGUCUUUGUGGUAUUGCCAAAAAGGCUUCUUAUCCAAUAGCUUGAAGAGCUGGCUAGUUUAGUACCCAAAGCACAUGGGGCAUAUCCUUGUUAAGUUCAUCACCUCUUAAUUUUUACUACUUUGUUGUUUCCUAUGAAUAAGUGCAUUGGUGCUCUUGUAUAAGUAAAACUAGGCUCUGAAACUGUGUUAUGCACAGUUCGUUCAUGUUGUAAAAUUUUAGUAAUUGUUAAAUAAAAUUAGACUCUAAAA
Messenger RNA from Rubroshorea leprosula, 1278 nucleotides. Lineage: Eukaryota; Viridiplantae; Streptophyta; Magnoliopsida; Malvales; Dipterocarpaceae. The record is from the annotation of a GenBank genome assembly.